AUGGAAAAGGGAUACAUUAAGGAGAGCAUGAGCCCAUGUGCUGUUCCGGUGUUACUUGUACCUAAAAAGGAUGGUAGUUGGAGAAUGUGCGUAGAUUGCAGAGCCAUCAACAAUAUCACUGUAAAGUACCGCCACCCUAUUCCUCGCUUAGAUGACAUGCUAGAUGAGUUACAUGGGUCUUGUGUGUUUUCUAAAAUUGAUCUUAAGAGUGGAUAUCACCAAAUUCGUAUGAAGGAGGGUGAUGAGUGGAAAACUGCAUUUAAGACUAAGCAUGGAUUAUAUGAAUGGCUUGUGAUGCCUUUUGGGUUAACAAAUGCACCUAGUACUUUUAUGAGGUUAAUGAAUCAUGUCUUGAGAGCAUUCAUAGGAGUUUUUGUGGUUGUGUAUUUUGAUGAUAUCUUGAUCUACAGUCGAAGCCUAGAUGACCAUGUAGAGCAUUUGAAAACUGUUUUAGAUGUUCUUAGGAGGGAGCAACUGUUUGCCAAUUUCAAGAAAUGCACUUUUUGCACAGAUAACCUUGUUUUUCUAGGAUUUGUUGUGAGUGCACAGGGCAUUAAGGUGGACGAAGAAAAGGUAAAGGCAAUUCGAGAGUGGCCUAGUCCAAAGACGGUUGGUGAAGUCAGGAGUUUCUAUGGUCUUGCCGGCUUCUAUCGGAGAUUUGUGAAGGAUUUCAGCACCAUUGCUGCUCCUCUCACUGAGGAAUUGGAGCUGUGCUGA
Messenger RNA from Camelina sativa (false flax), 717 nucleotides. The record is from RefSeq and is a predicted model, not a curated record. NCBI's taxonomy places the organism in Eukaryota, Viridiplantae, Streptophyta, Magnoliopsida, Brassicales, Brassicaceae.